Rhizophagus irregularis DAOM 181602=DAOM 197198 is the source of this 876-nucleotide messenger RNA. RefSeq lists its product as uncharacterized. Gene Ontology annotation, cellular component: endoplasmic reticulum. The record is from RefSeq and is a predicted model, not a curated record. Gene Ontology annotation, biological process: ubiquitin-dependent protein catabolic process. Gene Ontology annotation, molecular function: ubiquitin protein ligase activity; metal ion binding; ubiquitin-like protein conjugating enzyme binding. Lineage: Eukaryota; Fungi; Glomeromycota; Glomeromycetes; Glomerales; Glomeraceae.
AUGGGUAUUGAUCGUCUGGAACAAGAAAUAGCUAAUGAGUCUUCUGAACCUGUACGUGUUUUAAAUAGUGAGGUGAACGGGAAUGGGAUUCUUGAAAUGUCUGAAACCGAACCAACACAAACACAAUAUUCUACAGUUACUGACGAGGAUGAAUCACAAUCGGAAACGCGAAGCAAUAAUGCUAGUGAAGUAACAGAGAAUAAUGUAACCGUUUUGAGACACCGAGGUGGAUCAAAUUUGCAAAUUUCAACUAAAUCGUCAAAGUCAACAGGCUUUACAGUCGGUUUAUCUUCGGGAUCAACGAUUUCGUCCUCUGCAGGCGAAGGGAGUAGUCGCACUGUUAGAAGAGGUUCACAGAGCAAAAAUAAUGAGGUUCAUACAAAUAGUGGUAGCUCUGAAUAUGAAUGUAAUAUUUGUUUUGACACAGCAUCUUCACCUGUUCUAACUUUAUGUGGGCAUUUAUUUUGUUGGCCAUGUCUGCAUCAAUGGUUAGAGGCACAAUCUCAAAAUCCACUAUGUCCUGUAUGCAAAGCGGGAUGCGGACAAGAUAAGGUUAUACCAAUUUACGGAAGAGGAAAAGAGGCUAAAGAUCCUAGGAAAAAUUCAGAUAUUCCAAAUCGUCCCGCUGGUCAAAGGCCUCAACCACAAAGAGAUCCAAAUCAACCGAGUGCACAGUUUUUUCCUGGUUCAUCAUUUCAUUCGAAUGCAUUUGGACCACAUUUUUCAAUUUCAGCUAGUACAAUAUUUCCAUCAUUUUUUGGGGCACAAUUCACUUUUCCUCCUCCGAAUGGACCCCCUUCACCACAACAAGCCUUUAUCUCAAGGCUUCUUUUGAUGUUUGGCUGUCUUAUUCUUAUUAUGAUUUUGCUUUAUUAG